AUGUUUACAUGGAGAAAUGCAAAUUAACACUGCUUUUAUCUGAUGCAUUAAAAUGUAUAACAGUUGAUUAGUUUAUCAUCAUUAGAUUAAUAAGGAUUCAGAACAUGUACUCAAUUUUGCUGUGCAAAAGAGUGACUUUCUCACUGCUAUGUGGUCAAGGCCAUUUGUCUAAUUUUGCACUUCCUGUUUUAACUGUGAGGGUGUGAAUGUGAUCUAUAGAGUGUGUUCAUUAUGAUGAGACACGGUGCAGCAGUUGGUCAGUGUGUGUUUAGCUCUAAUUCUCUCUUUGGAUUAAUGUGUUGGUUUGGAUCCUCAGUAAGAAUGCAGGUGUGUUUUCUUCUCCUCCUUAUACAGCUUCAUAUCACUGAAGGCUGCUGGCUGAAAGGAAAUGGAGAGACAGAAGAGAUCACUGCAUACACAGGAGGCUCAGUACUGCUGCCCUGCUCCUGCACUGACCUCCACAGAAAACCUGAGACAUUCAUAUGGAUGAAAACCAAAAAUGAAUAUAACUGGGUACAGAUAUCUCCUGAGAGUGAUCAGUACAAAGAGAGAUAUCAGCUGGUUAAUGAUCACUCUUCAGGAAAUCUCUCUCUGCUCAUAUCACACCUGACUGAAGAGGAUGGAGGAGUUUACAGGUGUAGUGUUAAAGGGGGUGAAUACAGAGACAUCAGACUCACUGUUAAAGGCUGCAGACUGAAAGGAAAUGGAGAGACAGAAGAGAUCACUGCAUACACAGGAGGCUCAGUACUGCUGCCCUGCUCCUGCACUGACCUCCACAUCAAACCUGAGACAUUCACAUGGGAGAAAAACACAAAUGGAAAUAACUGGGUACAGAUAUCUCCUGAGAGUGAUCAGUACAAAGAGAGAUAUCAGCUGGUUAAUGAUCACUCUUCAGGAAAUCUCUCUCUGCUCAUAUCACACCUGACUGAAGAGGAUGGAGGAGAUUACAGGUGUAGUGUUAAAGGGGGUGAAUACAGAUACAUCAGACUCACUGUUAAAGGUGCACCAACAAGACCUUCAUCAUCCACACCAGUGAUCACAACAACUUCACCUCCUUCCAGUCCAGACACCACCAUCAACAUCUGUACUGCUGUUGGGGUUCUGCUGCUGCUGCUGAUACUCGGAGGAGUCAUCUACUGGAAACACAGAGACUUCAAAGUUGGAGCAAUAGCCACUGUCCGACUCACAGAGCUCCCAUACCUUGAUGCCCAGUUUGGUUUUGCAGGCGGAAAUGCACUCUUCCCUUGA
Molecule: messenger RNA, 1248 nt
Organism: Hemibagrus wyckioides
Lineage: Eukaryota; Metazoa; Chordata; Actinopteri; Siluriformes; Bagridae
Product: junctional adhesion molecule-like
Exons: 6
Coding region: 232-1248 (338 amino acids)
Biological process (GO): cell surface receptor signaling pathway; immune response; positive regulation of T cell proliferation
Cellular component (GO): external side of plasma membrane
Source: RefSeq, a predicted model, not a curated record